AUGGUGCCGAGUCCUUGCGCCUUGCUUCUUAGAAGCAUUUUCCGGUAUCAGUUGAAGCAGGCGGACAUUCUGAUGACGAGCUACUCGUUUCAUUCCGGCUGUUCGUUUGGUCAGCGUUCGUUAUGGAGCAGCCGAACUUCUGUCGUGUACAUUUUGCCUUGGUUGAGCAACGGCUUUGUUUGUCGUCGAAUUCAUUCGUUUCUGUCGUCACGUGUCGGAUGGCGUUGCCUAGAAAGACCAUUUUUGGAAGCACGGUUGUUUGCCACGCAGGCUUCGACCAAGAGAUCGUCGUUUGACGACACAAGCAGCAAAGCAGAGGAGGAGGAAAAGAGACUGCAGAUGGAGAAGGUGCGUCGCAACACGAGACUCGGCCUGACGAUGAUGUUCGCCUCGUUCGCUGGCUGUGUCGUUUAUGCACUUGUGUCGUGGGGUGCUCCGCCGAAGGACGAGCAAGGCUUUACGAUAACCGAUGAAUUUUCUGAUAUGCCAAAGUGGAAACAGUACAUCCUUCGCACGUGGAAGGAAGUGAAGUUUUAUGAAAAGUACUUCAAAGAACCUAGUCGGGAGCAGUUGUUGCCAGAUCCACUCAAAGAACCGUAUGUUCAGCCCCCUUACACGUUGGUGGUCGAACUGAGCGGCGUACUUGUUCAUCCUGACUGGACGACCGCGUCACCGAUAGUCGACAACCUCGACCCGAACGGUCUGAUCAUGUAUCGCCUGUACAGAGACGCGACGAAGUAUACUCGCGGCCAUCACGUUAAGGUAUUUUGCAUAUCUGGAUUCUAAUU
Soboliphyme baturini is the source of this 788-nucleotide messenger RNA. Lineage: Eukaryota; Metazoa; Nematoda; Enoplea; Dioctophymatida; Soboliphymatidae. The record is from the annotation of a GenBank genome assembly.